AUGCCCAAGAAGUAUUCAGUGCAAAUUUUCACAAUUAUGAGAGUUCUGCUAUUGAAUGAAGAUUACAUUAACCAUUACCAAUGCAACCCAGUGAGUCCCAGUGAGUGCAACAGGAAUUGCUUUCAGUUCAAAGUUACCGGUGAGUUAUUUCACAGAGGGCAAAUGUUCGCUGCAUCUCUUUUCUUCGGUGUCCUCUGGACUACAAUGAUACAUGCAGCACAGGUAAUUCACAAGUCAGUUCAAACAGUCACUGUUGGAGAAAAUGUGACUCUGAACUGUCGACUAGCCAAAGACUACAACAUUGUUCAGGUCACCUGGCAGAAGGAGAAUGAAAAAAGCGAGCCGAAUGUGGCUACGUACAGCAACACUCAUGGUUCUAGAGUGCUGGGCAAAUAUCAACAUCAUGUGCAUCUUUCUCAAAGUGGGCUGGCUGUUUCUGCCAUCACCUUUCAUGCGGUCACACUCAAGGAUGAAGGCUGCUACAGCUGCAUCUUUAAUACAUUUCCCUUAGGCUCCAUUCCAGGCAAGACGUGUCUCAAGGUCAAUGUUCUAACAGGACCUGAAAUACAUGUAGAACGUGUUGCUGAUCCAGACAAUGAAGGUGAAGAACUGCUAAAAAUAAGCUGCUCAGCAACUGGAAGACCAGCUCCAGUGGUCACAUGGAAGAUGGCUGAACAUCCUCUAAAUGAGACAAACCAGUAUUUUACCCCACACGCAAAUGGAACAGUAACAAUUGUCAGCAAUUUCACUUAUGCAUCCCACAAAGAUGCCUGGGACAACAAAAUAUUCUGUGUUGUUCAUCAUCCCUCUCUAACAACUGCACAAAAGUUGGCUUUAUCCAUAUAUGAGAUGGAGCAAGUCCCAAACAAGGAUUCGGGAACUGUCGUCAAAACUGUUAGCUUGGUAUUGGUUGUCCUGUUUUUCCUGGGGCUGCUUGUCUUUUUCAUCUACCACUGCUUGAAGAGAUUACCUCCAGUAGAUAGGAAGAAAGCCCUUGUUUGCUUGAAGGAAUAUUUUUUACAUAUUUAUGAUACUGGCAAAGGAACAUUAAGCAAGACUGGUUACAGCUUUCUCUUUGGAGAUCCAAUGUAA
This is a messenger RNA of Varanus komodoensis (Komodo dragon), 1092 nucleotides long. RefSeq names its product OX-2 membrane glycoprotein-like. The record is from RefSeq and is a predicted model, not a curated record. Gene Ontology annotation, molecular function: cell-cell adhesion mediator activity. Bases 1 to 1092 code for a protein of 363 amino acids. Lineage: Eukaryota; Metazoa; Chordata; Lepidosauria; Squamata; Varanidae. The transcript has 6 exons.